GUAAGGAAGAGGAUUGAUGUGUCAACUUCCUCAUUUUGUGUCUUUGACUCUGUAAGAGGAGACUUUGCUUCUUUUUCUUCUGCUGCUGGACACACUUCUUCAUCCAUCCAUUUUCUACUGCUUAUUCACUCCUGUGCUCCUGGUGCCAACAUGGACUCCCAGUCCCAUCAGCUGCUUCUGGUGGGGCCCAACGACACGCGGCGUCUGCUGGAGGUCUACGUCAAACGCAGCCUCAGCUUCAACGAUGGCUCCCUGGACACCAAGCCUUGCGAGCGCCAAGCCAAGUGGGUGACUUUGUCCAAAAAACACAGAAGACACAGAAGACACUCCAGCGACCCUUCCCUCCACUCCACUGAGAGACUGAACGACCACGUGUUUGCCACUGAACCUUUGGACCGACCGGAGACACAGCCCGAUGACAAGAUGAGCAGGAAGCCCAGAAAGAACAAAAAACUUUCCUUGUGGAAGACCUUCAUUGGUCGUUUCUCCAGGAGGAGUACUGAGGACCAUGAGGAGGUCGCCUCAGACAUUCCUGAGGCGUCUUCAGUUGAUGAAGACUUGACCAUCGCCACCGCCUGCCUGCCUGCUUCCCCUCCACUCCAAAAGAAAAGGUCCUCAAGGAGGAGAUCUAUUAAAAGAAUGUUCUCCAAGAGACGUCCGUCCUUGAUUAAAUUCAGCAGAGAGGGGCCCAACCCGGUGGACAUCACCGGAGUAGAAGCUGUUGUGAGCGUGGAACCCACCUAUUCCUACUACGAGAAGGUGUCCCAAGAACUUGAAAAGAUUCUCAAUGAGGUCAAGGAGAAUGAGGAGGUGGUGACCUUGUCAGAUGAGGAAGUCAUUGACAGAAUCAUCGCCUUGACAAAGGACGAGGGCGACGCCAUCGAUGUCAAGAUAAGGGACAGCACCACCCUGAGUAACUUCUUCAAAGGGAUGUCCUACUCCUCCUUCCAGAGGUUGGCCGACGCCUACCUGAAGAAGGAGGCCUCGCCCCGCCCCACCCCAACGUCUGUCCUGCCAACGGCGCCGGAGCUGGUCCAGCUGGCCUUCACCCUGGACUUCACGGCCCGCAUCGCAAGACUCUCUCUGCAGAACGUGGGACACAUCACCGGGCUCGGGGGCCGCUACCUGCAGGACCGAUUUGAAUAUAAACAGGCUUGUUCCGACCAUCCCUUCUAAUGAUAUGCGUAAAUGCAAAUGAGGAACAAGUGGGACACAGUUGUGCACGCUGCGGACGUAAGGCGGGUCCGGCGGGACUGGCUUCUGCUUGGCGCAGCCUCCUUUUUUGACAGUAGCUGGUUCUACUGUGCACUCUAACUAUCUAGUCAGCCAGAUGUGACGUUUAUCAGUGUGCUGUGACGUGUGCAAGAGGACCUUCCCAUUUCAAGUCUAAGCCAUGAUGAUGUUGUGUGAAAAAUAAAGGGUGCAGGCCAGCAGUGUUUGGUGUGUAUUGGCUCACUAAGCACAGAGAAGAAAUGGGAGGGACGUUGCCACAUUUUUUGUGAAGGUAACAUCUCUGGACGUGUAGAAAGACAUGUAUGGCAGAGUGCGAGUCAUGUCAAGAGAAAUUCCUCCCACAUAUCUGGAAAUGAUGUAAGCCCUCGCCGCACCCCGUCCAGGCGCACGGCAUGGUGUAAUUAUGGGGUGUAAUGAGGCGGAAGCGUGCAGUGAUGCGUCUCACCUGAGGAACAGCUUUCCCCUGCAGGUAAACAAACUAACAUGGGUGCCAAAUGCAUGAAAUACAAAUGUCAUCAUUAAAGAAAUGCUCAAUUAGC
Nerophis ophidion (straightnose pipefish) is the source of this 1772-nucleotide messenger RNA. RefSeq lists its product as uncharacterized. The transcript is spliced from 6 exons. Lineage: Eukaryota; Metazoa; Chordata; Actinopteri; Syngnathiformes; Syngnathidae. The coding region runs from base 151 to 1176 and encodes 341 amino acids. The record is from RefSeq and is a predicted model, not a curated record.